Molecule: messenger RNA, 2451 nt
Organism: Fusarium keratoplasticum
Lineage: Eukaryota; Fungi; Ascomycota; Sordariomycetes; Hypocreales; Nectriaceae
Exons: 4
Coding region: 1-2451 (816 amino acids)
Biological process (GO): protein polyubiquitination; positive regulation of proteasomal ubiquitin-dependent protein catabolic process; ubiquitin-dependent protein catabolic process
Cellular component (GO): ubiquitin ligase complex; cytoplasm
Molecular function (GO): zinc ion binding; ubiquitin protein ligase activity; ubiquitin conjugating enzyme binding
Source: RefSeq, a predicted model, not a curated record
AUGAGGCUAGGAUACGAUCGAGACGUUGGCGAUGGCCAUACCCGCCUCGUGCGUCGCAGGCCCCUCCGCCCCGAGUCUCGCGAUUGGUAUGGGCCUGCUGACGUCGUGGACUACCCGAUGCCCCAUCGGACACGUAUCGAGGAGAUACAAAGGCCCAGCAGACGGACGCCCAGGGGCUAUGCGAAGAGCUCCAGGAGCUUGGAUGCGUACCCGCCAACCAUGAUGCCGCCACCGCACUUGACACGGGCUUCAACAGAUGCUUAUAAGCGACGCCCUCAGUUUUCCGUCUAUGAAGCAGAAGACGAUGACGAUGACUCCGACGAACGAUGGCCGCCCAUGAAGCCCCGGGGCCGCUACUCCGAACGGGCCCGACCCCGCCAGCCGCUCCGAAAACCCAGAGAGCCGACCCCGGAGUCGACACCUCCAUCGGAGAGUGAAGAAGAAAGUGAUAGCGAGGAGGAAGACGAUGACGACGAUGAAGAUGAUGAUGAUGAUAGCAAUCAAAUAGAAGUGGUGGUUGAAGAGGUGGAUGACGACGACGACGAUGAUGACGAUGAUGAAGAAGAGGAGGAAGAUCACAGACCACGCCCGAAACACCGACACCAUCGACACCACCGACAAGUGAGCCGUGAAGAAUAUGUUACUUCCUCGGAUGAGAAAAGACGACGAAGGCGGCAGAGAGUACCCUCAUCAUCCACCUCUGACGAGAUAGAAGUAACCUAUGGUCGUCAAGCCUCCUCCGAAAGAGGCUCCCCCGACCGGAGACCUUCUUUGAGACGUGAGGUCAGCGAUAUGCCCAGGCACAGCUUCCCAGCGAGGUACACAAGUGUAAUUGGGACUACUCGACCGCCUGUGUCUUCCAGGAGGACAACAAAGGUCUAUGAAUCACGAGAGCUAGUUCGCGAAAGCCGCCCUCGCCGGACUGGCCCUAUUCAGGUCAUCAGGGAAUCUAGGUCGUCUUCACGACGCCCUCUGAGCUUGGUGGGCAGCAUGUUUGGAGACUCAUCCCGAAAUACAUCUCCAGACCGGCCUGCUAAACUUCGUGAUUGUAAAGGAUGCCUGGACGAAGUUCCUGUAUCAAGGUGUCCCAAGCUUGACUGCGGCCAUCGCAUGUGCCACAACUGCCUCAGGCGACGGUUCAAGCAGUCCAUGACAGAUCCUCAGCAGAUGCCCCCAAGCUGCUGCCCCCCUGAGCCCAUUGGCCUGGAAUAUGUCGACACGCUUUUCGAUCCCAAGUUUAAGAAGAUGUGGAACAAGAAGUAUGUGGAAUACUCGAUUGGAAACCGACUUUAUUGCCCCUCCAGGCGAUGCGGGGAAUGGAUUCGCCCGGCAAAUAUCUAUACCGACCGUGACACGGGACGCAAGGCUGCCCGUUGCGACCAUUGCAACACCAAGGUCUGUGUUGCUUGCAACGGCCGGUGGCAUUUCUCUAGCAAGUGCCCUAGGGACGAUGAAACGGAGAGGUUCCUCGAUUACGCUAGAAGCGAAGGGCAGAGGAGAUGCCAUAAGUGCGGUGCUCAUGCUGAGGUCAGAGACGGCGAGAAUCACGCAGCAUGCCGAUGCGGUGCCAACUUCUGUAUUGUAUGCGGACAAAAGCCCAAGAGAUGCGAAUGUCCGUGGUUCAGCCCCGACAACCCAGAUUCUGAUCAGGUUGAUACGGAUGGUCCUGCCCUCGUACGCCGAGGUGACAUCCAAGUCUUCCGCGAGGAGGCUCCAGCGCCGCCAGAGGAGAGGCGAGUCUCUCGACGAGCACGAGGAUCUACCAAGCCUCGAUCGCGAAUAUAUGAUGAAGAAGCUCUUAUGCGAAAGCAGCAAGAACAACAAGAGGAGGAGCUAGCCCGUCGGUCGCAAUACUACAGCAAGGAGGAUGAGUACGACGCCAUGGGAGACAUCCCAGAGGAGGUUGGUGUUGGAAAUCCACCACCGGGGCACUUGAUGGACAAGUACCGCGGCACCGGCCGUAGAGUAGUUGGUGCUCCGCCUUCCCCAAACCGGCCAGGGUUUGACAGGAACCCUCCUCCUGGAGAGUACUACUCCGGCAGUGACCAUAUGAGAGGGCCACCGAUGGAUAGACGACUGGCAGAUCGAUUCGCGGAACCCCGAUAUGGCUCAAUGCCCCCAAUGGAGCCCCCGGUUGGAAUGAUGCCGCCGGGCUUGAUGCCACCACCGAUCGGAAUGCCGCCUCCGAUCCGUGAGAGCAUGUACGGCGGAGGCAUGGGACCUGACCGGGUUAUCGUGGAACGAGAUCCAAACUACGACGACAACGACUCGUACUACAGCCAUAGCUCCCGCAGCCGCAAGAGCGGGCGGCGCAGCGAAACACCCAAAUCCUCCGAGCUGGCCGGACUAAGCGGGCGCGGCACGGGCAUGGGUCGGGUAGAUGUGUGGAGGAAGUUUGUCGAGCCCGGAGAUCCCGAAGGGGACCUGACAACAGCAGCCGCGUCAGCGUGA